Molecule: messenger RNA, 1170 nt
Organism: Abrus precatorius (Indian licorice)
Lineage: Eukaryota; Viridiplantae; Streptophyta; Magnoliopsida; Fabales; Fabaceae
Exons: 4
Coding region: 1-1170 (389 amino acids)
Molecular function (GO): zinc ion binding; nucleic acid binding
Source: RefSeq, a predicted model, not a curated record
AUGGGAUGUAGAGAGGAGCAUAAAGUAACUUAUGCUACUUAUAUGCUGAGUGGAGAAGCUGAGAACUGGUGGAGAUUUGCUAGUCAAACUCUACUGCAAAAAGAUGGUUAUAUUCCUUGGGAGACAUUCAAGGCAACCUUCUUGGGAAAUUAUUUCCCUAGAGAUUUAAAGAAACAGAAGGCUAGGGAGUUCCUUGAGUUGAAACAAGGAAACAUGUCUAUAGGUGAAUAUGCUGCUAAAUUUCAUGAAUUGAUGAAAUACUGGCCUCACUAUCAACAUAAUGAUGGAGAGGAAGAUCUAUGUGCUCAAUUUGAACAUGAGCUUAGGCCAGAUAUUCGAGCUGCUGUUAUCAGUACUAAGGGUAAGACAGUGGAUACCAGAAUUGGUGGUCCUGUGAGGCAAGACCGAAGGCCUCCAAGAUUUUCUAGAGGACCUUACUCUAGUCCAAAUCAGUCUCAAGUGAAGGGGACUGUAUCUCAACAAGAUAGUAGUGGUGGUUCAGGUUCUUUCAGAAAGCCACUAAAAUGUUUCAAGUGUGGUAGACCUCAUAUUAAAAAGAAUUGUCCUCAACUUCCACUAACAUGUGACAUUUGUGGGAAAAUGAGACACUCUGCUAGUGUCUGUUGGUCUGCUCCACAAAAGAGCGGAAGCAUUAGUGUGGAACAAAGACCUGAAUCUAGAGCAAGCACUGGAAUAAAGCCAAAUGUGAAAGGCAAAGUUUUUGCUAUGAGUGGAGCUGAGGCUUCAAAAUCAGAGGAGCUUAUUAGAGAAUUACCUGUAUCUGAAUUGUCUUGUGAUGUUAUUGUAUCUACUACUACGGGUAAACCCGUAGCAACUUCUUCUGUGUGUUUAGGUUGUCCUGUGAUGAAAGUUUUGAUUUUUGGCACUAAAGUAUCAGAAAGUGCUAAACUCUUAGGUCCAGAUCCAUUGGAAAAUGUAAUGAGUGCUAAGGCUUUCAUGGUUCUAUUUUCAAUUGAGACUGAAAAGGAAAUGAAGCCUGAGUAUAUCCCAGUGGUUAGAGAUUUUUUUGAAGUUUUUCCUGAUGAUGUAACUAAAUUGCCACCGGAAAGAGAGAUUGAGUUUACUAUUGAUCUCAUUUCGGGAGCAAAUCCUAUUUCUGUUGCAUCAUAUAGGAUGUCACCAAUGGAGUUGGCUGAGGUAAAGAAAUAG